This is a messenger RNA of Pangasianodon hypophthalmus (striped catfish), 2667 nucleotides long. RefSeq names its product Lipopolysaccharide-induced tumor necrosis factor-alpha factor homolog-like (gene litafd). The transcript is spliced from 5 exons. The coding region runs from base 163 to 597 and encodes 144 amino acids. The record is from RefSeq and is a predicted model, not a curated record. Gene Ontology annotation, molecular function: zinc ion binding. NCBI's taxonomy places the organism in Eukaryota, Metazoa, Chordata, Actinopteri, Siluriformes, Pangasiidae.
GCAUAUUCAUAGAGGAGGUGAAUGCGUAUGAAAGCGCGCCCUCGUCGAGGAGGGUGGAGUGGAGGGAAGGCUGUGAAAAGCUCCAGGUCUCGUCCUAAACUGGAUUCAGUCGCACCCAAGACAGCAGCAGCAGCAGCAGGUUACGGCUAAACAGAGAAGGAAAUGAGUUCAGGAAUAAAAGACCCUCCACCCUACGUCAUACCGGUGGAUGACCAAGGGGACAACGUGAAGGUGUACAAGGUGCACACGCCGUUCAACCCACAGUCCACUUCCGUCAAUCCAGAUUACAGAGUGCAGACCCAAGCCACGACAGUUCACACGACGUCCACUGACAGGAACAAGUUUGUGAGUUAUGAAUCGGAGCUCGGACGCUCUCCCGGCAUGGUCACCUGCACCAGCUGCCGAGAGCAAGUGCUCACCCAGGUCACCUAUAAAGUGGGAAUGUACGCCUGGCUCAUGUGCCUCCUCUUCAUCCUGUGCGGGUUCGUGAUUGGCUGCUGCCUCCUGCCGUUCUGCCUCAAGUUCUUCAAAGAUGUCUACCACUCCUGCCCCAAGUGUCAUCGUAUUCUGCACGUGGAGAAGAAGCGAUGUUGCUGACCCCGGCCAAACUCCUCACAGCUAACGCUCACGCCACAGCUGCAGAAAACAAACCCACAAACCACAACACGCCUACCACCACCAUCUAGUCGACGUGAUCAUGUAUGAACAUGAGAUUAGCUGAUGGACACUACGGCACACUUUAGAACCCUUACCAUGUAUUAUUAUCAUCAUUAUGCUAUUUUUGUAAUAUGUUACUGCAAUACACAACCUCGGCAUUUUGAGGGACCCGUCGCUUUUUCCUUGCUUCAGACAUCUGCAAGUUAGGACGCGUUUGAUUUGCAUGAUCUUCUGAAGUUCUUUUCCUGAUCUACAAGUUCCAUGCGUCUGCGUUUUUUGCUCUCUUUUCAGGUGUUCAGUGUUCUUGUUUGAGCAAAAACGUAUCCCGGACGCUAGUGUUCGACAGAGAAAGCCAUCAAAAUUGUCGACAGUGUCAUGAUUAAGAGUCACAAAAAAUAAAACAUCAUAUCUUUGCCAUUUUCUAACCUAUUUAGCAACCUAAAGAGGUCAUUUGAAAUCAUAUAUAUAUUCAUUUUUCACAGGUUUUGUUAGCAAACAUGAGCUAACCUGACAAGCUUGCUAUAGCAUGUCUAUAAAUGUAAUUAUUCUUUGCUGCUAAUGCUAACCAGUUAGCUUACAUGUGCUAUCCUGACAGGAUUUCUGGGAAGUUAUGCUCAUAAAUGUUCAUGUUCAUUAAAGAUGCUAGCCUAAAUAAGCUAGCUUGACAGGAUUCUAAGAGGAUUUUUAAAUCAUAUUCAUCAUUAUUAUUCACUGCUAAUGACAGUUAGCCUGCUAACAUGAGAAAACCUGACAAGAUUUUUCUGAUUGGAUUUAUUUUUUAAUUCUUGCUAAUUAGCUAACUUGAGCUAACGACAGGAUUUCUGAUAGAAUUUUUAAAGCAAAUUGAUCAGUAUCAUUAUUCUUCACUGCUAAUGCUUGCAAGCUAGCUACCUAACAAGAAAAAUAUUUCUGAGAAGAUUUUUAAGUCAUAAAAAUUCAUUAUCUUCAUUGAACAUGCUAGCCAGCUAGCAUACAUGAGCUAACCUGACUGGAUUUUGAGUCAAAUUCUGCUAAUGCUUGUGAGCUAGCUAGCUAGCUAACAUGAGCUAACCUGACAGAACUUCUGAGAGGAUUUUUUUAAAGCAAAUUCCUAAAUAAUGUUAUUGUUUACUGCUAAUGCUUGCUAGCUAGCUAACAUGAGCUAACCUGACAGAACUUCUGAGAGGAUUUUUUACAGCAAAUUCCUAAAUAUCGUUAUUGUUUUUGCUAAUGCUUGCUAGCUAGCUAACCUGAGCUAACCUGACAGAACUUCUGAGAGGAUUUUUACAGCACAUUUAUAAAGAUAAAUUUUUAUUAGAAAGAAACACCACAUACAUUCCUAAAUAAUGACUUUUCUUAAAAUGGCUGAUGUUAUUACGUUGAUGCUAAUUAGGCAUGAGCUCUAGCGUUUGGGACGAAGCCGUGGACUGGACUGAAAAACGCUGAUCUACUCCAGAGGGUUUAAGUUCCUCUGGACUUCAUGCACUCGAACACAAAUCACCUGAACAGAUGAAUCCGGUGUUUUAUAUGAAGGAAAUAAAUGUGUAGUGUCUACAGUGCUGAGGAAGGCAACUGAGAACUACUCACACCAUAACUGUUAUUAUUAUAAUAUAUUACUGAAUUUCAGGAUUUCUCACAGAAAAUGGGGUGUGGAUAUUAUCGGGGCGUCGGGCUCUGCAAGUGUUAUAUAAAUGAUUUUGAUCAUGCGAAAUAGUAAACUGCUUUUGAUAUAUUUCUGUAUUAUGAGGCAAUAAGGCACCAAGGUACCGGUACCAUCAGGUUCUCAGGUUCUCCAUCAGACACAAAUUUAGCCCUGGCGUUCAAAACUAGUAAAUUAGACUUCAUUAAAAUAAAAAAAUAAAUAAAAAUCCAUAGGAAACCCUUGUGCUUUGUACAUAAUUCUCCAUAAAUCUGAAUAAUUUUUGAAUGUAUAUUUUUAUUGCAGUGUAGAGCUCUGCUACAAUGAUGUGCAAGUCACUGGAAUUGAGUAUCUCUGCCUUAUCAUUAAAAAAAAUCAUUUUAUGAACUGAA